Messenger RNA from Dentiscutata heterogama, 415 nucleotides. Lineage: Eukaryota; Fungi; Glomeromycota; Glomeromycetes; Diversisporales; Gigasporaceae. The record is from the annotation of a GenBank genome assembly.
CGUACAUAUGCUUUAGCAUUACAAUUUAUUCAAGAAAGAAUGAAUUCGGUUAAACAUAAAAUACUUAUAUUAUCUGGUAAAGGAGGGGUUGGUAAAAGUACUUUUACGGCGCAACUUGGAUUUGCCUUUGCUAGUGAAGAAAGUGUUCAGGUUGGAGUAAUGGAUAUUGAUGUAUGUGGACCAUCAAUUCCAAAAAUCAUGGGGUUAGAGGGUGAACAAGUUCAUCAAAGCUUAUCAGGAUGGUCGCCAGUUUAUGUACAAGAUAAUUUAGGUGUUAUGUCAAUAGGAUUCAUGUUAUCAGACCCAGAUGAUGCAGUCAUUUGGCGUGGACCCAAGAAAAAUGGGAUAAUCAAACAAUUUUUAAAAGAUGUAGAUUGGGGAGAUUUGGAUUUUAUGCUGGUUGAUACACCACCCG